Molecule: messenger RNA, 2991 nt
Organism: Rhagoletis pomonella (apple maggot)
Lineage: Eukaryota; Metazoa; Arthropoda; Insecta; Diptera; Tephritidae
Product: protein SMG8-like
Biological process (GO): nuclear-transcribed mRNA catabolic process, nonsense-mediated decay
Source: RefSeq, a predicted model, not a curated record
UGGGGACCAAAUUAACAGCCACAACAACAAAAACCUUUUCUACUGGUAUACUGUGCUUUUAAUUACGAACUAUUUAACAAGACGUCUGCUAACUUCCCAAGGAGAAAGAAGUAUUAUCACCCAGAAAAGCAAGAGGAGAUAAAAAAGCAGCGAAUGAUACGCUUCGCAUCGUAGAGGAAUAACCUGGCUUAUGCAGCGCUCCACUUUGCCAACACAACCCAAAACCCAAAAAAAAUUAAAAAAAUAAUAAUUACGACCUAAUUUCUCUCCUACUGAAAUUUUUACAAUUACCGAACCAUGCCUGAAUACCAAAGUUGGACAUUUCCACACAUACCCGCGGAACUGGCUGAACUGCUCUUCCAAAAUGAUGAGAAGUUGGUUGUGGUGGGUGUUAUAGGGAAAUCAGCCUUUUCAGAUAGCAAUAAAAUGGUUGAUAUGGGUGUGUUGGAUAGUCACCCUAGCCUUCUGGAUCACCAACCACAAGAGGGAACUAUUCGGCUUUAUUACAACCGAAAAAAGUCCAUGUUGCUCCUGCACUUCGAAACUACGUUCGAUGCAGCUUGUAUGCAGAAGAUGCUUGAGGAUCAAUUAGCAGAGGAUGCGUACGGUUAUUUUCUGCUAUUCAAUCAGCGCGUGCGCAAUCGCUUUGCCCGAAUGUUGCUCUUCGCUACUCAAGUUUGCCACAUUAUCGUUUUCGUUGAACUAAGUGUUACUUUCGAUGCAUCCUUGUUGAUGAUCUUUAGAGCUCUGAAGAUUAUAAGGGACAAGUACAUAUUAAAGUUUUUGCCAAAAUUGGUUAAAAACUCUAGCACUGGCACUUUUUUGGGAAAAUCUGCACGUUUAUGUUCACCGCGUGUGCUAUUCCUUUUCGAGAAUUACCCAGAUGAUUACGAGAAAACAAGCGAAUGCAUAUCCAAACUGGAAUUCGAGGUGGAGGAUAGCAUUUAUAAAAUUAUUAUUAUUAAUAGUUGUUAUUCUAUUCAUAAUAAAACAUUUGCAAUCCCCAGUGCCAUGUCGCUAUUCUCUAUACCGAGCAAUAAGCGCUUUGUUUAUUAUAACACUGAUCCUUCAUUACGAGAAGAUCCUUUGUUGAAAUCAAUAACGAUGCUGCAAAGCUUUUUGCAGAAAUCUAAUUUUAAAGAAGACGAUGAAGAUGAUCUUGAAGAUUUGCGACCUUUCAAGGGUUUUGGUAAACCGUUAAUUCAAUGCAAUCCAGAACGAACUCAGCCAACUGUGGAAGAGGUGUUUCUUAAAAAGAGAAAUUUUAUGGAUUUAUUGAUGGAUCAUGUCGAUGAAGCACUACAAAUAGGCUUUGAUGAUAGUUCGACGAAAUUCAAAGGCAAAAACCAUUUUGUGAUACUUCCAGCAAAGGCUUGGUAUGAAACAAUCAAAAUGCUUCAUAGAAUUUUCAUCGAAAAUCCAGAUAAUCCCAAAUUUGAGGCCAACGAUGCAGAUUAUAAAGCAUAUUUGGAGAAUUUCAAUAAAAUUAUGGACAUCGAUGAUGAGUUCUUUAACGCUUGCUGUGAUAUAGGUUUGCAGAAAGCUUAUGCAAUGUACAACAACCCAACUUUGACGCACUACAGUAGCACAGUGCAUAAAAAACUGGUUGAAGAGGCCGUUUCAUUAUAUAUGAAAUAUGCCCGCGGCACCCAGACCGUCAUAAACGAGACUAAGCUGCGUGAAAUGUGCGAACGAUGGGAAUUCUAUGAAUAUAUGGCUAACAAUUGCAAUCUGUGCGCUAAAGUAAAAAAAGUUCAUUUUCCAGUUUUUGAGCCUUCCAUCAAUGAUUAUAGAGCCGCCGAAUUCAAAAUUGCUUUUCCAAAGCUAUCGAUACAUGACUCCAUUGAUUUCGCUGAACGUCUUGAUCUACGCUCUCCCGAUUCUGUUGACUCGGACGAGUGCUCUCAGCCAUUUACUGCCUCACAGGGUACGCAUACCAAUCUUAGCCUGGUGUCCACUGACGAAUUGGACAAAAUUGCUGUUGAUGAUGGUGAUAUGCACAGUACCGAAGAAUCCCUUAAUGAAUUGGUUAUACAGGUGAAAGAUAAAGAUGCACAGAAAGAAAAGGAGAAGGAGCGAAGCAUAUACAGGCAGCCCUCCACCACUGAAUAUCUGCCUGGUAUGGUUCAUACGGAAUCGCCACUGGGAUUGUUGCCGCGUUUUCCAAGUUGGUCGUUGGUAUGUGUUGGGCCAAGCUCGGUCUACAGUCACAACACUGGUCUAUUGGAACACUUUCAAAGUGGGUUUCUUUCGGGCGCAAAUUUUUUGCUUCCCUGGGAUGUGCAUGUCCGCCUGGAACAUUCUGCAUCGUGGGCCUAUGAAAAAACUCGGCUACGAAAGAUGGGCGAGGUUUUCAUACUGAAAAUAUUUGUUGGCUGCGAAUAUGAGUGCCCGCGCGGAUACAGAUUUAUGAUGAACUCACCGGAUAAGGUAUUACGCGGUGGAUCAGGAAUACUUCGGGACAGUGGCAGUAAAAUAGUGUAUAACAAUAUGCCGCUGUAUUUCCCUUGUCCCUGUCGUUCACAUAAGGCGGAUGUGGCUCAAUUAAUGCGCGUUCAUGUUGUAACUCCAAAAGCGCCUGUAAAUGUUAUUUUAGAUCCGAGGGUGCGUACGGGAGAGCGCGAUUAUAUUUUCACCAUGGGUCUACCUAAUCCUCCAAAACUAACUCAAAGUGCUUAUUGGAUUUUACGACUUCCCUACGUGUAUCAAGGAGACGAAGGUCCAAUAGCACCACCCACCGAAAUAACUGCAACCAGUGCAAUCAAUUAUGGUUGCCUACCAGCUGGUAUGUUUGGCGUAAGCGAAACGGAAGUAGAUGACUGAAAAAUCACGCUGUCUACGUAGCCGGAGCAAUUUGAAUUUUUAACCGGUCAAGGAGUGUGAUUUCAACAGCUUUCCCACAAAUUUAUGGGAAUGUUUUAUGCUGUUGCAGAAAGCGCGAAAGUAUAAUAAUGCAACAUCAGCUACAUGGCUAUUUUGUAAUCUAUAUUU